This is a messenger RNA of Quercus robur (English oak), 2385 nucleotides long. Its product is annotated as probable inactive purple acid phosphatase 27. The record is from RefSeq and is a predicted model, not a curated record. Bases 207 to 2138 code for a protein of 643 amino acids. The transcript is spliced from 13 exons. Lineage: Eukaryota; Viridiplantae; Streptophyta; Magnoliopsida; Fagales; Fagaceae. Gene Ontology annotation, molecular function: acid phosphatase activity; metal ion binding.
CAUCUCCAUUAUUAUUCUUAUCUACCAAAAAUUAAUUUUUAUCAAACUUAUCAACCAAAUUCAGACAUUCCAAGCAUCAACGUCCUAGAAAGAAACGGUGGCACAAAAAAGAAGGGGAAAAAAUGCUUAUCCAAUUAUCACAAUUCACAAGUCAUGACCUUUAUAUUCUCUCUUAGAAUUGCAAUAUUUUUUCUAUCCUUCCAAACAUGGUUUUUCCUUGCACUUCUCUCAUGGAACCUUGUAGUUUUUCUUGGGUUUUCAGAGUAUUCUUCUCACUACUCAUUUUCUUUCUUGGUUCUUCUCUUUCUUUAUCUUGGUCAUUGCACCCUUCACUUAUAAACUCCACAGCCAUGCACCAUCAUUACACUGCCAUAUCCGAGUUCCGCUUACUAAAUAGAAGAACGUUGAGGGAGUGCCCCAAUCGAAGCCCUUAUCUCCAAGUGAAUGUUAGUUUGAGUUCCAACCUUUCAGAUGAAGAAUAUGUCAAUGUUACUGUCAAUGGAGCUUUGCUUCCCUCAGAGCAUGAUUGGGUCGCCAUGAUUUCGCCUUCUCAUUCUAAUGUUGAAAAUUGUCCAUUAAAUGAGAUUCUUUAUGCACAAACUGGUGAUCUUAGCUCACUUCCUCUACUCUGCCAUUAUCCUGUUAAGGCAAUGUACAUGAGUAACGAUCCUGACUAUCUCAGUUGCAAGAAGCAGGAAUGCAAGAAAUAUGACAAGGGUAAAUGUGUAGUGAGGACUUGUAGUGGUACGUUAACAUUUCAUGUUAUUAACAUCAGAACCGACAUUGAAUUCCUGUUGUUUGGUGGGGGAUUUGGCACCCCUUGCGUUCUAAGUAGGUCAGGCCCUAUCAGUUUUGCCAAUCCAAAGAAGCCUUUAUAUGGACAUAUCUCAAGUGUAGAUUCAACUGGAACUUCGAUGAGAUUAACAUGGGUGAGUGGGGAUAAGGAACCUCAACAAGUUCAAUAUAAGGAUGGAAAAACAAAGUUAUCAGAAGUAACUACAUUUUCACAAGAUAAUAUGUGUACUUCAGAUUUACCAAGUCCAGCAAAGGACUUUGGGUGGCAUGACCCUGGAUUCAUUCAUUCCGCAGUGAUGACAGAACUCAAACCUUCAAGUACCUUUUGGUACAGAUAUGGAAGUGAUUCAGCUGGUUGGAGUGAACAAAUUCAAUUUCGAACUCCACCUGCUGGAGGAUCCGAUGAACUCAAAUUUGUAGCAUACGGUGAUAUGGGAAAGGCUCCUCGUGAUCCUUCUGUUGAGCACUACAUUCAGCCAGGAUCCCUCUCAGUGAUUAAUGCCAUUGCAGAUGAAGUGAAUUCAAACAACAUAGACUCAGUCUUUCACAUUGGAGAUAUAAGCUAUGCCACGGGCUUUUUAGUAGAAUGGGACUUUUUUCUUCACCAAAUAAGCCAUGUGGCAUCGCGAGUUUCUUACAUGACUGCAAUUGGAAACCAUGAGAGGGAUUACAUAUUCUCAGGAUCUGUGUAUAUUACUCCUGACUCAGGAGGAGAAUGUGGAGUUCCUUAUGAAACUUAUUUUCCCAUGCCAACCCCAGCAAAGGAUAAGCCAUGGUAUUCCAUAGAUCAAGGAAGUAUUCACUUCACUGUGAUUUCUACAGAGCACAAUUGGUCACCAAAUUCUGAGCAGUAUCAAUGGAUGACGAAGGACAUGGCUUCAGUUGAUCGAUCAAGAACCCCUUGGUUGAUUUUCACAGGGCAUAGACCUAUGUAUUCUUCUUUAAAUGCAUUCAUGGGCGUUGAUAAUAAAUUUGUUAAGGAAGUAGAACCAUUACUAUUAGCAAACAAGGUUGAUUUGGCAUUCUUUGGCCACAUUCAUAAUUAUGAGAGAACUUGCUCGAUUUACCAACAAGAAUGCAAGGCCAUGCCUACAAAAGAUAGAAAUGGGAUUGACACAUAUGACCACAGCAAUUAUAGUGCCCCUGUGCAUGCAGUGAUUGGAAUGGCUGGCUUUUCCUUGGAUAAGUUCACAAAUGAUGUACGAGCAAAUAAAUGGAGUUUAUCAAGGAUUUCUGAGUAUGGUUAUCUAAGAGCGCAUGCAACAAAGAAAGAGAUAAAAUUAGAGUUUGUAAAUUCAAAUACAAAGAAAGUUGGGGACAGUUUUCGCAUCAUUAAAAGGUGAAGGUAACUCGAAAAGAGAGGGAGACAAGGACCUCCUCCCUCCACCAUGGAUCGUUGGAUGAUUUCUUUUUAUAGUUAUUUACAAAUGUCACUUGAUUUAUUUUGUCCAAAUAUAAUGAUUUGAUGGGUAGAAGGUUUUACAUCAAAAAAUAAAAGAUGUAUAGAAGGUCAAGAGAAAAUAGUAGCGGCUACUCUGUUUUUUUUUUUUUUUUUUUGGCUGAAUAAUAGUAGUCGCCACUUUGAGGAUU